AAGUGACGAGACGUCCACACCUAAACCUGCUCGUGGUAAUGUAUUUGUACAUUUGUGACGAAAAUAAGGAAGAUAAUUCAGUUAAUACGACGUUAAGUUACGUAACAGGGAAUUCUUAAGUGUUUGUAGAAAGCGUUUGGAAAUAAAAGUGCUGAACCUGAACACUGGCUGAACAAACACGAGCAAGUAAGUCAGCUGUCUGACAGCCGAACAAGGAAUCAACAGAAUGGCCUCCAGUGCAUCGCAAUCUGAGGUGGACUGUACCUGCCCUGUGUGCUAUGAUAUAUUUACGGAUCCUGUGCUCUUGUUGUGCGGUCACAGCUUCUGUAAGGACUGUCUUCAGCAGUGGUGGAGACAGAGUAGACUCCAGACAUGCCCGGUCUGUAAGGAAAUGUUUCUGAUGGCUCAGCCUCCACGUAAUCUGGCACUGAGAAACCUGUCUGACACCUUGAGACGAGAGAGGAGUCAGAGAGCGAACUCAGGGUCUGAGGAGAUGUGCAGUCUGCACGGUGAGAGGCUGAAGCUCUUCUGUCAGGAUGAUCAACAGCUCAUCUGCCUGAUUUGUCGAGAUUCACAAAACCAUAAGAAACACAACUGUGUCCCCAUCAACGAAGCAGCAGAAGCCCUUAGGGCCAAACUCAACAGUAAGGAACUGUGUUUAAUAAUCAAACUGGGGUGGUUUCAAGCACAAAAACUCAACAAUGACAAAAUGGCCGGUCACAUCAAGCUCCAGGCUCAGCAGACUGAGAGGACGAUCAAAGAGGAGUUUCUGAAGCUUUACCAGUUCCUGCGAGCAGAGGAGGCUGCCAGGAUUGAUGCAGUGAGGAAAGAGGCGACGCUCAAGAGUGAAGCGAUGAACAUCAGGAUUGUUAAUCUGACUGCAGAGAUCUCCUCGCUUGAAGACAGAAUCAGAACC
This is a messenger RNA of Epinephelus moara (kelp grouper), 916 nucleotides long. RefSeq names its product E3 ubiquitin-protein ligase TRIM35-like. The record is from RefSeq and is a predicted model, not a curated record. Gene Ontology annotation, molecular function: zinc ion binding. The transcript is spliced from 3 exons. The annotation marks the transcript as partial. NCBI's taxonomy places the organism in Eukaryota, Metazoa, Chordata, Actinopteri, Perciformes, Serranidae.